AUGGACGCCCUACGACACCUACAAUGCUUGGAGAAGAAUAGCACGCUCAGGCUGUACACCGCGUUCAUCUACCACUACAAGAAGUGGGCGGCGAAGAUGCUGACGCAGAUACGCGACAAGCUACCCCAUGAGCAACGACUUAGGCACGUCGACGAGAUCGGCCACUACAUCCGCGACAACAAGAAAAAGGAUUGGUGCAACGAGAAAGUGAUCCACCGACAGUACAUCUGGCUGCACGGCCCUAGGGUCACCGAAACCCGGCUGCGCGCCUACGUGAAGCAAAUGAGCCGUGAGUGUAACCUCAUUGUUGACCAGCCCGGGGAGGAGAACAAUGCCAUGCGAACGGGGCCUGUGAGGUCGACAACUGUGCACACGAUCCUCGGGCGCAUAAAGGCAUGCCAGAUGGCGGCGAGGGUGGAGGCGACGCUGUACCGAGAGAAGGAGCUGGGCAUCAUGAGGGAGAUCUCGGUGGUGAGAUCGGAGGUGCGGUUCAACGUCCGCCACAAGAACGAGAGGGACCUCAAGAACUGCGCCGACCGUCGACGCGGCACCAUCGGCGAUACCUACACCGCCGAGCAGUUCCGCCAGAUCAUGAUGAGGGUGCUGCCGACAUGGGCGGCGGCGGCGUGGAACCCGCGGGCUACCACUCCGUCGCAGAUGCUGUGGCGAUUCCUGCUCAUCAAGGUGCUCACGCUACUCUCCCACCACACUCUCCUGCGCGGCGCCAGCAUCCGCGAGAUCACGCUCCCCGACAUCUUCUUGUACCACCUGGCGAGCACCUCGGAGGUGAACCCGGAUAGCCAGCCGGUCGUCAUGGUGAUCGCCGCGCGUAACUCGAAGACUUCCAAGGAUGCCCGUCUUCAGCAGAGCUACGCUGCGCAACACCUGGAAGCGGAGCUGUGCGCCGUCGGCGAGACCGGCCUGUGGCUGCACUUCAUCCUCGACCAGAUCGGUCAGUUCUCCGGCACCGACUUUCUUUCGCCGCUUGACACCACAGAACGCGAACGCUGGUACAAGAAGCAUCUCUUCUUCGCCAGAAACGACAAGGAGCAGGAGGAGCUCUCCGCCGCCACCCACCAACGUUGGACUCGGCAAGUGUGGACGACCAACAAGGUGUUCUGCAAGAGGAACGUGCACGCCGCCCGCGCCGGAGGUGCGCAGGAGUUAGCCAUCGGAGGGACGCCGCGCGCCCAGAUCGCCGAGCUGGGACACUGGGCUCUCGACAAGAUGACGCGUGCGUACAUCACGGCCAUUCCCGUUGGGGUGGUGAUGCAGAAGGCCGGCUACUCGGGACUCAAGCAAGACUACUUCUUGGGGCGCAGCAGGGUCGAGCCCUCCGACAAACUCCUGGACCUGCUCGCCGAGCACAUCUUCCCCGGCGUGGAUGCUAUGCUGCGCGAUGCGGAGACGCGUGCCGUCAACGGGAGCGACGCCGCUGCAGCCGCAGUGCACUUCUUGCGCACCCUCGUGAUGUUCCGACGAAUCGUCGCCGAGGACCUCGCGGUGAAGCUCGUCCGCACACCGUGGCACCUGUACGUCCAAGGUUCGAAGCUCUGCAGGAUAGCCCUCUUCCAGCACUGGGCGAAAAGGGUCGAGUCGGUCGACACCGAUACGAUCAAAAAGCGCCGGGACCCGACUCAGAUACAACCGGAGGUGAGUUGCCGACCAUGUCGGCGUCGUUGA
This is a messenger RNA of Closterium sp. NIES-65, 1683 nucleotides long. NCBI's taxonomy places the organism in Eukaryota, Viridiplantae, Streptophyta, Zygnematophyceae, Desmidiales, Closteriaceae. The record is from the annotation of a GenBank genome assembly.